AUAAGGUUUUUUUGAAGAUGUAUCCACAAGAAUAUGUUGGUAAUUUGAAAAUUUUGAAUUUAUGUAAAGCUUUGUUGUAACACUAGAAGUGAAGAUUAAUACGAUUUAUCGAUAAGUGUGUGUAAAUAAAUAUGUUGCUUAUCAUGCCUACUAAAUAAAAUUUCAAGUUGUUACAUUUGGUAUAUGAACAUAAUAUUUUACUAUUAUAUACGUCUAAAUAAUGUCUGAAAAUGAAAAUAUUUAUAUUAUGACUACAAAUUCGUUAACUCCCUGUAUUGAAAUCAGUGAUGUUAACUAUAAUGAUAAUCAUUCAAUACCAAAAGAAACCAACUCAAACAAUUGUCUUAUUAAAAGUCCAGCUACACGUAAUGAAAUUUGCAACGAAAAUGUUGGUAAUUCAACAAAGGAUUUUAAAAUUGAAUUUACCAAAGAAGUAGAAAACCCAAUUAAUGGAAAUAAUGUUACCCAAUUGGUUAUUGAUGACCAAAAUCAAUUGAUAUCGUCUAUAACAAAACAGAAAAAUUUUGAUGAAAAUAACCAUGUGUCUCUUUUAAAUCUUGAAGACAAAAAAACUCAAAGUAGUGAGAGUAAUGUUCUUGAUAAAGAAACAAAUAAGAAUUUUGAAGAAAAUAUCUCUGAUGUUCUUAAUGAAAAAUCAAGUGUAAAUGAAAAAGAUGAAAAGUUCAAUUUAAUAAAUAACAAACCAAUUAAAAAUAACCAAAAAAAUGAGCUUGAUAAUAUGGAGGUUUUAAGUGCUGAUAUAACUUCAGAGUUUUUAACAAAAACAACUACUAGACCUCAGCGACAAGCUGCUAAAAAAGCAGAGAGCCAAAUUAGAGAAAUAGCUAAAGAAAUAAUAAAACCUCUUGACCGUGUUGAAGAAAAAGUUAUAGAAAUAAUAGAAGGGUUAUCUUCUCCGCUUAAAAAAGUUUGCUGCCAAUGUAAUAGGUUUCGUCUGUGUAAUUUCACUAUAAAAAGUCUUAAAUCUAUGUAUUUAUGUCAAGAAGAAUGUGUGACUAAUUAUCAAAAUAGAAUUAAUCAAUUACCAUUAGUAAAGAAAUGUGAACAAUGUCAAAAUGAUAUUGUUGAGAGCUCAUAUAAUUACUUCAAUUGGCAAACUAAAAACUUUUGUUCUGUAAUUUGCCUUAAUCAAUAUCAAACAUUAAUUUUUGAAAACAAUUGUGGUAAUUGCCAUGAAGUCAUAUCAUCAGAUACUGAUUUUGGAAAACAUUGCCGUAACAUAAGUGGAAAAAUAUUACAGUUUUGUGGUGUUAUAUGCUUAGAAAAUUAUGAAGAAAAGUUAAAAUUAUGUUCUUUUUGCCAGAAAAAAUUGCUUGGAAUUGAAUCAAAAGAUUUUUGCUCGUCAUUUUGCCAAACUAAAGAUUAUGAAUCUAGAAAAAAAAAAUGUUUUUUCAAUAAUAGUUAUGUUGGAAAAAAUGAUAGUAAUUUUAUUGCUGAUAGGUGUAAUAUUUGUUCCUAUAUAUUAGAUAGUUCUAAUACUAUGCAAAUUAUUGAUGAUUCAAAUUUUGUUAUACAAUACUGUUCUAAGGAAUGUUUAAAUAAAUGUAUAGCUACAAAAAAGAAAGUUGUUUCAUGUAACUUAUGUAAACAUAAAAAGUUCAAUUUUGAUAUGAUUUCUGCAAGAAACCCACAUUCAAACGAUAUAGUAAUAUAUCUAUGUUCAUUAUAUUGUCUCCAUCAACUUCCUGAAUUAUCUCAUAAAAAAAUUUCUAAUCAGAAUUACUUACAACAAUUACAAAUAAAUAAAAAGCAAAUGCAAAAAGUGAAAUCCAAAAGUUCAACUGACAAAUGUAUUUCAAGUGCUAGAGGGUCUACGCGCAAAUAUAAUCGUAAGGAAGAAAGCCAUAAGACAAAUUCAAAAUUCUCAAAAGGAAAAAGGAAAACUUGUAAAAAAAUAAUUUAUGAUGAAAUAACUGAUGCUGAUAAAUUGAUGGUUCAUAAAGAAAUUCAAACUGAUUUAACUGGCAAUAAAGGUGUUAUUAUUCCAAUUCCAGUACCUGUUUAUAUUCCAAUGCCAAUGCACAUGUUUACUACACCAUAUCCUGUACCAGUUCCUUUUCCUAUACCUUUACCAAUUCCCAUAUUUAUUCCAACUCCAAAAAAUACUUUAAAACGAAUUUCAAAAGAUAUAAAGAAAAUUCAAGAAGAAAUACCAAGUGAUCCUUUUGAAGCAGAAUUACUUUUAAUGGCAGGUAUGGUGGCUGAAGAAAAAGAUAACCACCAAUUAUUAUCAGAAAGUGAAAAUGAUUCAGCAGCAGAAUAUAACAAUGAUUCUAAAGAAGUAGAGUCAUCAUUAAGUCCUAAGAAUCAUAAUUCAUUUGGUGAUGAUGUUCUUGCAAUGGCAUUUAAUAUGGCAAGUGCUGAUACUGAAAGUCUUAAUGGGACAGAUGAUGUUUCAAACAUAAACACAAAUAGUAAAAGAGAAACAACACUAGUUGAUGAUGUAGAAGCAAAUUUAGUAUCUUCUACUAUAAUAUCACAAACAUCUAAUUCAAUUAACAGUCUUACACCAGACAACCUUAUUUCUCCACCAGAUGAUGUUUUACGCCGUCCUCCUAGAAAACGUACACCACGUACAACAUCACAAAAAAAUACAAGUGUAAAACGCUCACGUAAAAACAAUUUUCCAUCAAACUCUAGUAUACCAUCAUCCAACACAACAUUAUUACAACAAGAAAACCAAAACUCACAUUAUUCUACACAAGUUUUAGCUAUUAAACCUGAUGCACAUAUGUGCCUUAAAUAUACUCUAGGAGUAAAUGCCUGGCGUCAGUGGGCUAAUAUAAAAAGUGUUGAAUUUGAAAAAACACUAUCAUCUAAUACAUCUUCCAUGAAAAAAACUAAUAUAUUUAAGUUAGAUCUCUUACAAUUAACUGCCAGUGAACUCAACUAUUCAUUGUGUUUAUUUUUGAAAGAAUUGAGGAAACCCAAUGGAAGUGAUUAUGCCCCAGAUACUAUAUAUUAUCUUUGCUUGGGUAUUCAACAAUAUUUAUUUGAAAAUGGCAGAAUUGAUAACAUAUUCACAGAUAUAGCUUAUGAAAAAUUUACUGAUGCUUUAAAUGAAAUAGCUACAAAAUUUUCUGAAAUUUACAAUGAUGCAAAAUACAUUGUUACACGAGUAGAAGAAGAAUAUCUGUGGGAAAGUAAACAACUAGGAGCUCACUCACCCUAUGUUUUACUCUGCACAUUAAUAUUUUUUAAUGCCAAACAUUUUAACUUAACUAGCGUUGAAGAACAUAUGCAGUUAUCAUUUUCUCAUAUUAUGAAACAUUGGAAAAGAAAUCCAAAUCUACCAACUUUAUCUAAUUCUAAACAACCUAGCACUUACCGAAAUGUACUAUUGCGAUUUUAUCCUCCUCAAGCAACAAUAGAUUUACCAAAUUCUCGAAAGAAAAAAGUAUAUGAACAGCAUGAAAAUGAAGACAAUCCUUUAAGAUGCCCAGUAAAACUAUAUGAGUUUUAUCUUUCCAAGUGCCCAGAAAGUGUUAAGACAAGAAAUGACUUAUUUUAUUUAACACCCGAAAGAUCUUGUGUACCUGACAGUCCUGUGUGGUAUGCAGCUGUACCACUUGAUAAAAAUUCUCUAGAAAAAAUGCUAAAUAGAGUUAAAAUGGUAAAAGAGAUAAAUAUUUCAUUAUUGUCAUCUUGAUUUUUAUUGUUAAAAUAUAAUUGUUAAAAAUGUUUGACUUGAUUCAAUCUAAACAUAGUUAUUAGAUUAUUGUUAAUACAUUGGUCAAUAUUUAGUUUCAUUGUGCCAUUUAUUUAUUUAAACGUGUUAUAGUAAAUUUAUUUUGUACAGAUAUAUUUAAUAUUGAUGUUUUAUCUGUUAAUUUGAAAAUUGAAAGUUUUUCUUAUGUUUUUAAUUUUUUUUUAAUUUUUAAAUUAGUCCAAUAAAUUGUUGUUCUUUUA
This is a messenger RNA of Daktulosphaira vitifoliae (grape phylloxera), 3930 nucleotides long. RefSeq names its product zinc finger MYM-type protein 3 (gene woc). The record is from RefSeq and is a predicted model, not a curated record. Bases 221 to 3670 code for a protein of 1149 amino acids. Lineage: Eukaryota; Metazoa; Arthropoda; Insecta; Hemiptera; Phylloxeridae. The transcript is spliced from 19 exons.